AACGUUAUUAACGAAAAAAAACGUUUUUUUAAAAAACCAAACGAAUCGUUAUAUAACGAAAACAUAAUUUUUUUUAAAUUGAAAACGAAAACGAAAAACGAAAACGAAAUCAUUUCGUUUUCACAACGCUGCUUUGAAUUUUCGCUUCAUUUUUCGGGUAAUUAUGUUUGCAUGGUUCAAGUUUACUCAUUUACUGUAUUAAUGUUUUAAUUAGCGAUUAGAACUAUUAAUUUGUAGCCCAUUUUGCUUUUUUAAGCGAUUAUUCCUUAAUUCCUGUGAUUAGCUCGUGAACUCCGCAUGAAUUUAUCUCCAUAAAGUGUUCAAAGUAGUACGUUCUAAAAACUGUUGAUUUACCUCGUAAAUACCAAAUAAUUUACCGGUAUUUACGAAAUAUUCUGAAUUUUGCCCAUCAAUAAGUUUUAACUUUUAUCAGGAAAUUAAUUUUACAUAGGUAUUUUACACAUUGUUCUCUUCCAGUCUUUCUCUUGUUCAUUUUUCAUGUAUUUCAAUUAAUUAAUUUCAAUUUUCAUUAAAACGUGUCAUUUUUUUUGGUAAUUCAAUAAUUUAUAACGAAUCAUAUCUUAUUACCGAACACUUGAAUAUGUUUUUGAACGUACUUUAUUUAGCGUAUGCGUAGGUAUGGCAAAUAAAUAUUUCGUUGUAUACAUAUUCUGAAGUGAUUAUAAAUUAAUAUUAAUUGAAGUUGAAGUGCUGAAUUUGCAAGUCUUCGAAAAGAUUUGAUAAUAGUAUAUAAAUUAAAGCUCGAGUGAUAAUUAAUACCUAAGCAUUAAAUUAUCUCAUUCUUAUCGCGUAAAAACAGAUACCUACUAUUUUAAUCCUUCAAAUCUGAAAAAUGUACUGAAGUAGGUAUCAAGUAUGAGCAGAUCAGAUAACUUCAGUAUUGGUUUGUAAUUUCAAUUUUGUUCUAAUCUAACUAUAUAUUGUAGUUGGUGAAGUAGAUGAUUAUUAUUCAUUUAUCAACUUAGCUAUUCAGUUGGCCAAUUAUCCUGUUCGUGCUUGAUUUUUCUUCGCGUAUUGUGAAUAUUUUCGAAGAUGUUUACCGUACUGAGCUCUCGACUGAUGAAAGAUGUUUAUUUGGGAUUGUGUUUCAUGAUGAUAUUCACUUCGAAGAGUGGUUUUUCCAAUGUAAUGAAAGCGGUUACAACGAGUAUUGAAAAAGACGAUCCAUCGUGUCAUUUAGACGGAUAUAUCAUGGGCGGAAUCGGAUACACUGCUUUGUCUGCGGGUAUGUGGUUUUCUCCAGCAAUAGUUGCGGCGAUUGGUCCAAAAUACGCUAUGGUAUUAGGCACAAUUACAUUCGUACUCUUCAUGUUGACCAUGUUAGCUGAGCAAAGUUUUUGGAUAUAUGUCUCAUCGGCGUUGGGCGGUUUUGGAGGAUCAGUUUUGUGGACUGGGCAAGCUACUUAUACCGUAUUGAAUUCGGAAAUAGGUCGAGUGUAUUCGGCAAUCGGUGUGUUUUGGAUACUGUACCAAUCUAGUCAUUUUCUCAGUAAUUUGAUCGUCUACCUCAUGUUCAAUGACGUCCACCGAUCGAUCGACAGAUCGAUGAGGUUACAAUUAGAAUUGAUUCUGUUGGGUUUCAACGUGGUUGGAAUGUUAAUGCUGUUUGGGCUGAGACCACCGUUACGUGCUAAACGAGAAAGCAUCUCUCGGUCGCCGUUUAGCGAAAUUCUGAAAUCGUUCAAGAUUCUGUUCGCUCCGAAAAUGAUGCUUUUAAUCAUAUCUAUGAUUAGCAUGGGUAUCCAUUUCGCAUUUUUAAAUAUCCUCAGCGCUAGUAUGGGAUUUUCUAAAUACUUAUCAGCUAAUUCCAAAGAACUAACUCCACUUUGCGGUCUAGUCCAAGGAAUCGGCGAAGUGCUUGGUGGAGUAUCAUCGAUUGUAAUCGGAGGGAAAACCUGGUUCAAUUUACGAUCUCAGAUGACUUCUGCUGUCUUGUGUAAUGUAUCGAGUUACAUUAUUGUAUUCCUGGCUUUACCGAAUACUGCUCCUCAAACGUAUACAGAUGAUUUACCUAUCUUGAUGUUACCGAUCUGGUUACUCGUAUUCGGUGCAUUUUUAUCCGGUUUCGGAGAUGCAUGUUUGCAAACAGAUAUGUACAACUGCUUAGGAACUAUGUACCCAAAUGAUAGUCCAUCAGCAUUCGCAGCGUUCAAAUUUAUUCGAUUUACUGCAACAGCAUGUGGUUUCUAUUACGGAAAAUAUUUAGGCUUGUACACCCAGCUCAUUAUUUUGAUCGCGAUGAACGUCAUUUCAUGGAUAUUGUAUCACUGUGCUCAAUGGUUUUUGAUCAAUACUGCAUCGAACGAUGAAAUUCAGCCAGAUAACGGUUCCGAUGGACGAACGAUAGAAACUGAAUAGACGUACCUGCCCUUCGGUUAGAACUCGAGUUCAAAUAUUUCGAAACUAUGUUACCAGCUGUCAACUGUCACCGAAGACCAAAGACGCUGAUAUUACCGACGUUACCGUAGUCUAUACAAGCUGACUUUAUCUACGUUGAAAUCAGUAUCAAUGUUAAAUACGUAUAGGUACUAGGAACCUAUUAUGGUUAGAACUUGAAUUCUUCUGUGCUUCACCGAACGAAAGUAUAAAAUAAUGCAGCUUUGUUUCCGAAGUCAUUAUGCAAUGUGUAUUCUAUCUCAAUUAUUUCGGCGAUGUUACCUGAUCGAAGACGACAAUACUGUACGUGAAAUGUAAGUGUCGUAGCUGCAGCUUGCCGAUGAUGAUGAAUUGAGGAGUAAUACCACUAGUACUUGGAAUUUUGUACGCUUCUUUUCAGUUGUGUUGAUGGGUUCAACAGUAUUAUUAUCGAAUGCUUGCGUUGUUCAGUAUUUUUCCAUAAAGACGUGAAGUUCAGUAGUUCACUAUUCAACUUGUUGCAGCUUGACGAUGGUUGUUGAUGAUGAGUAAUAGUACCGGAAAACUUGAACGAUUUUUAGUACCUAUGGAGGCAAAGGCAGAUUCUGAUCUAAGUAUGCACGGAAUUCAGAUGCAGAUCCUAUCUACAUGUGGUAUCGUCAGCUCCAGAAUACAUUCACAUCCAGCUUCGAACGUGUAACGUCUCGUGUAUGUAAUUUUUGUUAACUGUAUAUCUCUCGCCUCCCCCCUCCCCCGCGUGACCAGUUUCAAUUUUACGCGAUCAGCUUUUGUUCCGAUUUUAUUCAGCAGAACCAAAACUUUAUUGAGCUUUGAGAAGCUCUUUUAUUUGUAUAUACAUAAUUGGUGUUUGUAAAUGGAACUUGACGCUCCCCCUCUACUUUUAUCGCAGCACUUGGCACGCUGGCCUAUGAAAUUUACAUACGAUGUAGACGCAAUACGGCGCAGAAUAAUUAUUUGAGCAGUACUCAAGACGCUAUUUUUGUCACUUGCGAAUUUUUUGAAUGGUCACAUGUACAUAUAUGCUCAGUUGCUCUCACUGGCCUACUUUUGAACGCAUACGAUAUUUUAUGAAUGCGAAUUUGUAAAUGUGAUUAUGCCCCUAUACCUGAUAUUUGGCGAUUGAAAAUGAUUCUAUUGAAAAAGCUCUAGAUUAUUCCCUAAAGAUGGAAUAGUUCUGUAUUGAGAACUUGCUUUAACGUUCGUUGCUUUGUUUAUGCAGUACUUACUUACUUAUACUGCUAUACUUAUCGAUUUUAUGGAUUAUUUGCAUGGAUAUAAUUUGACGUUUUAUUUUCGACGAGCUAUUUUUUUUUUCAAUUGAUGGAUGAAUAUCGUCGACGUAUUAUGGAAGAAGUUUUUGAAGCUCGACAUAUGUAUUUUUACGUUUAAUUUUAGCACUUUUACGACGCAAUACUGACUCAGGACAACAUUCGCAGUACCAGAACUUUUUUUCUGAUUCGAAAACGAUGAUUUUUUGAACCCCCCUCCUCCUUCCCAUCACUAUUUUGGCAUUCGAAGUUUUUUUUUUUCAAAUUUCCGGCGGUAAAAUUUCAUCUUCUCUUUAUUUUAGACAGUGGUAUGUCGUUCUUUGAGAGGUAUUCACGACCAGCGACUACGAAUUGUUCGCAGAUAUCGCAUAUGAACCGGUCGUUGCAGGUGGUGGCGAUUGUUUCCUGUGAUAUUUGGGACGUUUGUAGAGGACGUAUCCUUGAAUCGUUGGUCUGAAAAAAUAACCUCUCGAUGAUCGGCCACCUCAUUCCCCUUGUAGUUUUUGUGUGAAAGUCGUAUUAUUCGAAGAGUAUUCGCAAAUUGACGACUGCGAAUGGCGCGAAUUUCAUUGCGAACCAAUUCCCAGGUCGGUGAAUCGGUUCGCGUGGCUUUUGCAACACUCGUAGAAAGGCAUUGUCGGUUUCGGAAAAAUAACUCUUCGGUAAUUGCGGCUCCCCUUGGGCUCUUUUUUCAGUUUCGGGUUAAUCGAGGUCGUAUCAUUCGAGGAGUAUUCGAGCUAUACGACUGCGAAGUGUGCUCGAAUGUCAUUUGAACUUGUCCCUGAGGGUGAUCGAUUCGUAUGACGUUUGUUGUGGCAUUUUGUAGAAAAGGUGAAUCGUUGGUUUGGAAAUAUGACUCCUCGGUGAUUGGCUUUCUCCUUGUGCUCUCUCGCCUCCCCCCUCCCCGUCUCCUUGGUUCAAAAAAUAAUGUACUUUUUGGGGAAGUUGAAGUUGUAGGGAUUGAUGCUAAGGGCAAUCCUAUGAAAGUUUGAUGAGUUAGGUGAUGCUUUUCUCUAGUCUUUGGGGUUUUCCGAGUAUAGAGUAGGGAUAUAGAAGAUUAUGUUUUUUCAACUAUCUUUCUCUAUAAAGGCGAUAGGGUGAAUAUUAGUUGGGAUGUUAUUUUAGGAUAGGAAUGCAAUAAUUAUUCAUUUCAAACAAUUAUUUUUGGCUUUAGUUUUUCGAGACUUCGAUCAAAUCAAUAUGAUGUUUUUUUUUUUGAAAAUUGGAUAGGUACAAGAAUAUUUUGGAUCAAAAUUGGAGAAAUACAUCGAUGUAUUUAUUUGGCUAUUUUCAAAAUUUGUCGUAUAAGUUGAGCGCCGAUGUUGGUAUCUGGUCAACCUGGAGACCUCACAACAUCGGAAGAGACCCGGAGGGUUUUGCGAUGCCUACUGCGAUCGUCCCCGGCAUCCGGGAUCCCAAGGCGGCAUGGUAGGGUCGCAUUAAACGAAGGGUACACAGGGAUGGUAGAUCUUACACGUUUAACUAGAUAUCUAACAUUGUUCGAGUCGCAGGUCGAAAGGUCUUUUCAUCGUCAGUGGUGUUCUUUGGUACCUCGUGUACGACUUUUUCCUUCAAAGACAUACUCGACGUGUGAUUUUUGGAGCGAACGAGUCGUAUACGAGUUAUCCGAGGCGUCGCUGGGCGAUUUGUGGUGCGUGAAAAGUGCGUGUGUCGAAGCUGUAGGGUCUGUCCCAGGCGAUAGCGAGGCCGUGAAAACGGAGCAGUUUGGUUAGCAUGCUAAAUUUAGUCGCAACCGCAGGCCGACAUCGACAGGCUGAACGUUGUGCAAAGUCUUUCGUGUCUGGAAGCUGGCAUCUGCUGCGCCGUGUAGGAGGUGCGUGUGAAGUGUGCGCGAAGUUGGCGAAAGCUUCAAAAUAGGCAUAUGGGGUAAGAUUCGAGACAAGUCCGCAAGAACGGUACACUUGGUACAUAGGGGGCUUGCUCGGCGCCUCAAUAUUGGUACGGGCCAGAGGUUGGUGCGUACGGCCCUCCGAGUCGACCGAGCUCGGACUGCCCUUGUAGCCGUCCUAGGCGAGGUUAGGGUAGAAAUCCGUGCGCCGUCUACUUGCUUACUGCUUCCCGGCGGUACACGUGCCGACCGGGGUUUUUACAGGAUCGGCUUAUCAAAGAGGAUGUAGGCUGGCGCCUUUCAGGCGGUCUGUUAUCACACUUCGUACGAGUGUAACUUUUAUUCCUACGCUGAGGUCAGCGUGUUGUAAAUUUUACACUCGUACGAAGUUAUAACACUGACCUGUCUGCGGGGUCAGCUAUAUACCUUGCCUUGAGGAUAAGUUCAGCCUAUCCCGCAGUGUUGGCGCUUUGGUCGAAUGCCCGUGAAACUCAUGAAGCAUUCAACAGCACUGCCCGUGGUGAGUGUAUAGGGAAUUUGAGAUACUGUUCCGGAGAGUUGGGCCCGACAAAGGGUUCGAUUGUCUGGACUGUUGAGAGUGCGCGAAGAGCGGGUGUCGAUCUGGAUUUUUAUGCUUUGUUAGAAUCUAGUUAAAGGUGUAAGGUUUUUCCGUCAUCGUAAUAUGUGGGAGAAUAUUUGAAAAAUUGAUUUAUUAAAAUAUGAUUAGCAUCGAACUUUCUAUAGGAAUGUGGUUUAGUCAUCAUUGGUCGGAUGGGAGAUGACUGGGGUUCGAUUUUAUUGGUACUGUGCGAAGAGUCAGUGGUACAGGUGAGUCGUUAUUUAAUUACUUAUUAAUUAAGAUAAGCUUAUUUGCGUCAAAUUUGAGAUAUGAGACAAGUGACGAGCGAAAUUGUCGAGCAUUCACACUAUUUUACAAUGAAAUUUGUCGAGAAAUUGAAAUUAGGACCCCCCCCCCACCCCCUUUACUUUUUAUGUAUAUCAUGUUUAUAUUGUAUCAUUUCUGUUUGUGUAAUUUUUUUUUUUUUUGAAAAUUUGUAUCGUAUCACAUGUUAUUAUUACCUAUUCGUGUAUUUUUGUAAUGACCAAUCAUGGUUUUUCACUGUCGAGCGGCCGGCAGUGUUUUUUAUUCCAGAUUGGUCAACGUGUUGUAGAAUUAAGUUUGUAUUGAUUUCUUUGCCGUUGAAAAAAUUGAAACGAUUUUCGUUU
Molecule: messenger RNA, 6741 nt
Organism: Planococcus citri (citrus mealybug)
Lineage: Eukaryota; Metazoa; Arthropoda; Insecta; Hemiptera; Pseudococcidae
Product: UNC93-like protein MFSD11
Exons: 12
Coding region: 1054-2379 (441 amino acids)
Source: RefSeq, a predicted model, not a curated record